CAGCUCGGGGAUUUGAACCGUUACUAGUCCAACGCUCUAACCACUAGGCUACCCUGCCGCCACUGUUAACGAGUUACGCUACUGAUAUGUCACAGCUAACUUUUAUGUGUAGAUUUUAAGCGAUUUAAACAGCAUCACACAUACCAGCUAGCGUUUAGCUAGCAUCUGUCCUGUAUAUCAGCCAAUCAUGGGUUAGCCUACUUCAGCUGUAUUAAUACAUUUUGUACUGAAGUCGGAAAUGAAGUAUGUCCACAGUCCAGUCACAUCUGACACGAUAUGAGACGUGACAAGCAGACAGUCAGGCUAGCUUUUCACCAGAGCCAUGCCAGGGGCAGCGCGUUCCUUUCAUUGCAGCUGAUGCGGCGUUCCAAGCGCAUGCGACACCCUGAUGGCUGGGUUGAUGAGUAUAGCUAUGAGGAGAAGCAGGACAUUCGCAAACGGCAGAGGCGAAGUUCCCAUAGCAGUGACCGGGAAAAGAGACCGAGGCGGUACCACCACGACAAAACAUACGAAAGGUGUCACCUUGACUCUAAGAAGCUGGAGCGCAGAGCCCAGGAGCCCAGUGUGGAGCGAGAGAGCCAUGGGGACAAGGAGAGGGAUGGGGCCAAGGGUGAGACGUGUAAGGAGCGGAGGAACAGAGACUGGCACCACUACAGCAAAUCCUCCGCACGCAGUGGCCGUAGCCACCAGAGCUGUCGCACACGACACCGCUCCCGCCGUCACAGCCAGGGGCGCUCAGACUCGAGGAGUCACCGCAGGAAGAGAUCCAGAAGUUUUGAGGAUGAUGAGGAGGGUCACCUGAUCUAUCACAAUGGACUCGUACUAAAAGCAAGAUAUGAGAUUGUAUCCACUUUAGGAGAAGGGGCUUUCGGGAAAGUGGUGGAAUGUAUCGACAACCCGAAUGAUGACACAAGGGUGGCACUGAAGAUCAUUAAGAACAUUGAUCGUUACCGGGAGGCUGCCAUGUCUGAGGUAGAGGUGCUGGAACAGAUGAACUCCCUGGAUGACGAGAGAACCUUUGGCUGUGUGCGUAUGCUGGACUGGUUCGAUUACCAUGGCCACAUCUGCAUUGUGUUUGAGCUUCUGGGUCUCAGCACUUUUGACUUUCUGAAGGAGAACGGCUUCAUGCCUUUCACUGUGGACCAGAUCAGACACAUGGCCUACCAGAUCUUCAGAGCUGUGUCCUUUCUCCAUCGAAAUAAACUGACCCAUACUGACCUGAAGCCAGAGAACAUUCUCUUUGUCAAUUCUGACUAUGACAUGGAAUACAAUGCCAAAAUGAAACGGGAUGAGAGAACUUUGAAGAACCUAGAUGUGAAAGUGGUGGAUUUUGGUAACGCCACCUUUGACCAUGAGCACCACACCUCUGUGGUCUCCACCCGCCAUUACAGAGCACCGGAGGUCAUCCUUGAGCUGGGGUGGAAUCAGUCAUGUGAUGUGUGGAGUCUGGGCUGCAUUCUCCUAGAGUACUAUCUUGGGUUAACACUGUUCCAGACGCAUGACAGCAAAGAACACCUGGCCAUGAUGGAGAGGGUUCUGGGGCCCAUACCUGUCCACCUACUACAGAAAACUAAGAAGCGGCGGUAUGUGCAUCAUGACCGGCUGGACUGGGAUGAAAACAGUUCCUCAGGGAGAUAUGUGAGGAAGCACUGCAAACCACUCAAGCAAUACAUGUCCUCCAGGAGCUCAGACCACGAACAGCUAUUUGACCUGAUCCACAGUAUGAUGGAGUAUGACGUGUCCAGGAGGCUCACCCUGGAAGAGGCCAUCUGGCAUCCAUUCUUCCACCCCAUGAGGAAGGAGAGGAAAAAGUGACCCUGAAGACCACAUCACUCACUACUCUACAUUUCUCUACUCCAAGGGAGACUUCUAUAGACUGCAUCAGUCCGCUAUCUAUGAGAUUAUUACCCUUGUUUACAUACCGAUUGAGUUUACCUGCCUGCUUCCUUCAGAUUUAAUUUAUUUAACUUGUGAAUCCUCUUGAUCCCCUUUGAUUUGUGAAUAAAUUUGUUUACUAUGUUCUCAAAA
Molecule: messenger RNA, 2028 nt
Organism: Oncorhynchus mykiss (rainbow trout)
Lineage: Eukaryota; Metazoa; Chordata; Actinopteri; Salmoniformes; Salmonidae
Gene: clk4b
Product: CDC like kinase 4b
Biological process (GO): peptidyl-tyrosine phosphorylation; regulation of RNA splicing
Cellular component (GO): nucleus
Molecular function (GO): protein tyrosine kinase activity; protein serine/threonine kinase activity; ATP binding
Source: RefSeq, a predicted model, not a curated record